Molecule: messenger RNA, 2305 nt
Organism: Sabethes cyaneus
Lineage: Eukaryota; Metazoa; Arthropoda; Insecta; Diptera; Culicidae
Product: protein sister of odd and bowel-like
Exons: 3
Coding region: 197-2122 (641 amino acids)
Biological process (GO): regulation of transcription by RNA polymerase II
Cellular component (GO): nucleus
Molecular function (GO): zinc ion binding; RNA polymerase II cis-regulatory region sequence-specific DNA binding; DNA-binding transcription factor activity, RNA polymerase II-specific
Source: RefSeq, a predicted model, not a curated record
GAAAAAUUAUAUUGCCAGACUAAAAAGUGUACUUCUGGUCACAAAUUGGCCAAAUUUUAGCAUAAUUUAGUAAAACUAGUGCCUACGGAAAGUGCCAGCGGGGAAACCCUGCAGAUAGCGUUUUUGUGGAAUGCAUAAUUGAGUGCAAAUUGAACGAUCGUCCGGGUGGAGAAGCUGCAAAGCACAGACAAAAAAAAUGGAACAAGCAAACGUCGAAAGCCGUUGUCGUCUGUGUUUUUCGGUGGAAGACCUUACAUGCUCCCUCUUCCUACCGGAGGGUGAACCUAGUCGGGAUUUGAUCGAAAUGAUACUGGAAUGCACCUCCAUAAGGAUAACCUUGGAGGAAGACUACCCCUCGAAAGUGUGCGAAAAGUGCUUGGAGACGUUAGACAAGUUUUACCACUACCGACAACGAUGUCUUCAGAAUGAUAAAAUAUUGAAAUCUCAGCGAAAUUCAUCUUGCAGCAACCGAGGUAAAUUGGUUCAAGUCAAGCAAGAACAAAUUGAGGAGCAGGAAACUCCUAGUAGUCCAGCUUGUCAGACUCCUGCGCCACCGGAACAACAAGCUCAAUCGGUUAAACAGGAAGAUCCUGGAGGUUCUUCCAUUCUCAGAAGCAUACUUUUACAAAGCCGUGAACCGGGUCGGGCUGAAUCGACUGCUUCAACGGAACAAGAGUUCGAGCAAGACAAUCUUGUACACCUGCAGAAAGCCGAACAAAAUGAACCACCAGCAGAGAAUCCACCAGAAGUCCCACCGGCUUCCCUGCUGCAACAGAUGCUUCUUCAGCAGGGGUUUUCCCCACGGGACAUUCAAUCGCCAGCAUCGGCAGCAGCAGCUGCUGCGGUGGUUCAUCCUGGAUCUAGCAGCAGUUCGGAUGCGUCGUCGUCACUCCUGAAACGCAUGCUUUUGGAGGGUGGAGGCGGCAACCAUGACUGUCCUUCACCGCUGGAAGGUCCUAGCACAAUGAAUCACAAACAAGAGGAACCGUCCCCUCCACCGACCAAUCACCCCCAGCCGCAGCAGCACCAGCAUGACGAGAAUCACAAUGAAGAACAUUCCGAGACACCGCUUGCAUCGCAACUGCGAGCAAUUUUGAUGCAGCAUCGUGCGGCGGCUGCCGCUGCUGCCGUAGCAGCAGUUUCGGCCCCUCCUGCCGGGAGUGGCAGUGGCUCGGCUGCAACGGUUGAUGCGGCAGCAUCGGGGACAAUGGCAGCAGCAGCAGCUGCAGCUCUAGAGAAACCAGAAGUUUCCUAUCUAAGAAGUCUGUUCCUACGCAAUGAUUCCGAUGCCAACGAGGACAGCGAUAGCGAUACAACAGACAGACCGACGGGAGAGAUGCUGUUCAACAUGUUCCAGGAGCUACGGGCGAGGAAUGAGCCACACUCUGGCGACUCGGAUGACUCCGAGGACCGUGCCUUUGACUAUAGGAUCCCGAGUGUGCGGCGACGCAGUUCCGAGUCGACUACGGAUUCUCGCAAGCGACGUCGGCUAGACUUCACCUGUUUGCUGUGCGGCCGACCGUUCCUGAACCGUUCGAAACUGGUGCUUCACAUGCGAACGCACAUAGGGCCGCCUGAUCCGGCACCACCUCCAGCGACGCAGCACAACUCGACGACUACGACAGCUGCUGCGACUGCUACACGAUCUUCCGGUGGUGGCACUGCGGCAUCAGCGGCGGCCGCCGCGGUGGCAGCAGCCGCUGCUGUAGCAGCUGCUUCCGCCGCCGCACCCGGUGCUAAUGCCGAAAACGACGAAGAAAGUCGUCAAAUCGAGUUGCUUGAGAGGCGUUCCUAUGCGUGCUACAUAUGCGGCGCCGAUCAAAACAACCUGCAACAGCUCAAGGAACACCUACUACUCGCCCACCAAGAUCGAAUCCGCAGUCGAGGCCGUGCCAAGGAAAGACCGAAACCGCUCAUCAGCUGUAAUUUCUGCACCCGGCAGUUUCGGAGUCAGUUCGCUUACGGAGAACACCUGAGGACACACACUGGUGAGCGGCCGUUCCCGUGCGAUCAGUGUGAUAAGCGAUUCCCGAGGCGCUUUCAGCUGCUAGGCCAUCUGUACAACGUCCAUAAGCAGUCUUGGGUGGCGGACGAGUCCAAGGCAAAGUUUGUAAAGAAGUAGCACUGUUGUAAAACAGUGCAUGCAGACUUGGUUGCAAAUAGACAGGCUGAUCUAACGAUGACACAGGAAAUGCUCCUGCUUAGGAGCCUUAGAUUGUUAACAAACCUUUCGUUUUAAUUUUUCUUAUUUUAUUUUUUGAUACAUUUAUAACAUACGAAAUUAUACCUUUUAUUAUCUGUUGAA